AUGUCCUCACAACCUACAAUACAAGACAUCCUCCAGGCCGAGUUCUCUCCUCCACUCGACACCUCCCUCAUUGCCGCCAUCGUAACCGACUACGUCUUCGAGAACGAGGCCAACAGUAGCGAUGAGCUCAAGCAGUUGCGCAAAGUCCUCAGCGAUCUCGCUUCCUCCGCAGAGAAAGAGCUAGUUGAUGCAGACUCUUUUCCCGACCCCACUCAGUUCAACAUUCCACCGGCCUCUCUCGUCGAUGACUCGUCUAGCUCAUACGACUACUCCACUACCGACAACUCCGCCUAUGCAUCUACGAGCUCAGACGCUUCUGGGCAACAACCCUUCAGCUCCGCUAUAGGCUUCCUUAAGGCCGUCUUCCCCCAUAUUCCGACAGAGAGGUUCAGAGGCGUGCUCGCGGCGCACGGUGGCGAUAAUGAUGUCCUCGACAUGGAGGUUAUCGUGGAGGAGCUCCUCACAGGCGAGUACGUCCGUGAACUCGAGGAACGUGGCUUGGAUGAGGCCGAGUCUGCUGCGUUGGGAUACGAGGCACCGUGGGAGAUCGUGGAGAAGAAGAAGAAAGGAAUGAAGCAGAAGAAACCCAACAAGAAGGGCACCACCAUCACCCUCGUGGAUAUCCGCCAACAGCAGCAUGCUCGCCCGGUGCCGUCCAGUUCACAGCCAGCCCCACCGGACCCUUGGACACAAUUGGCUUCGGUCGCCUCACAUCUCUCCACCCUGAUCCCCACGCACCCGGAGUCUUUUUUCUUGUCCAUAUUCCAUUCUCCCCAAUACCCCACCCCUUCGCAUGCUCUCCGUGCAGCUAUCGUACAGAUCGCGAGAUCAUUGUCGAAGAGCGAAGAUGAACUGAACGCGGAUGAAACCCCAUACCUGUAUGCUAUGCUCGAGAUCAUCACCACUUGGUCCAAAUAUGCCGAUCUCAACGUAGAAGAACGCGAUCAAUUGCUGGAGGACGCGUUGUUCGCUCUUCGUGCCACGGGCCGGGACCCGAAUUCAGCCCUGGACGUGGUGUCUCUCCUGAUCGACCUCGAUUCCGAUUUCUCUUCCAGACAGUACACCUGGGGAGUCUACCACCAACCUGCGGCACCGACUCCUGUGCCUAAGACUACUGCCAGACUCCCGUCGGGCCCACCACCAGUACCACCCCCACCCAAUAUAGCCCGCCGUGCGCUUUCCAGUCCGACAAGCGAGAAGCCUCGUGUAGCGCCGAACGCGUGGCAGACGGUCCCUACGAAACCUACGCCCGAUGGUCCGAACCCCUUGGCUGGCGUAAUCCGCGCUUACAGCAAACCCGAUACUAUUCUGCCAACGCGUAAAGUACGCGGAAGCGGAAACGGCUUGGGGAAGGGCGGGAAAGGCGACGUUGGCGAGCUUCGACUGGGCAAACGCGCCGUGGCCAAGAGGCGGGCGUGGGAGCUCUCGGAGCAGAGGAGGGCGGCACUCAGAGAAGCGAGUAAGGCGUGGCAGAAGGGCAGUUCCAAGAAUCACGGCGGCGAGGUCGCGUUCUACUUCGCUGAAAGGGCCCGCGAGCUGCAACAGCAGCAACAGAAAGAGCAGCUGGACACUGCCCGCGAGAUGGUCUUACGCACCCGUACAACGCACCCAAAUAGCGAGGUCAUCGAUCUGCACGGUACUACCGUGGUGGAAGCCGUCUCGAUUGUACGCGAAUACUUGGCGGAGCAUGGGGCGACCUACGCGAAAGCUCUGAAAGUAAUCACUGGCCGUGGGAACCACUCACGCAAUGGUGUAGGCGUGCUGGGACCCGCAGUGAGAAAUGCCCUCAUCACGGACGGCUGGGUCGUAGACACCUGUGACGGUGGUCUCGUCAUCCGUGGACGCACGCGCUAA
Messenger RNA from Trametes versicolor FP-101664 SS1, 1854 nucleotides. RefSeq names its product Smr-domain-containing protein. The record is from RefSeq and is a predicted model, not a curated record. Lineage: Eukaryota; Fungi; Basidiomycota; Agaricomycetes; Polyporales; Polyporaceae. The coding region runs from base 1 to 1854 and encodes 617 amino acids. The transcript has 5 exons.